AUGGUCAAAGAACAUCAGUGUCAGCAUAUGAAGCAUUCUCAAGGUCGCAAGCACACCCUCGAGAAGCAAGAUGCAGUAUAUCACAACUGGCACAGACCUUUUACAUGGGUGCAGAUUGAUAAUACUGCCAAAAAUCCAUCAGUUACCUGGAGCUCAACACGAAUUGUUCAGUAUCUGAAGAAGAAAGAUUUGGCAACUUUCAAAGGUCUUGCAAAGUCUACAGUUGAAGGCUGGAUUGAUCACAGUGGCAAGCCCAAAUGGACUGAAGCUGCAAUUCGGAUGACAAAUCUGGGCAAUCAUCAGGGACAUUCCAAUGGAGCUGCGGAGCAGGCCAUCAUCAAACAGCUUCAAGCUCUUCAUGAUGCUAGAGCUGUACUUACUCUUAUCACAAUCCGAGAGAUCAUCAUUGCAAUCCUUUCUGAUACAGCACCAGACAUCCUUGAGCACCAAGCAAAAGAUGGCUCAAAGUUCCAGUGUUCAGAUGCAUUUGUAUGA
This is a messenger RNA of Suillus bovinus, 495 nucleotides long. RefSeq lists its product as uncharacterized. NCBI's taxonomy places the organism in Eukaryota, Fungi, Basidiomycota, Agaricomycetes, Boletales, Suillaceae. The transcript is spliced from 2 exons. The record is from RefSeq and is a predicted model, not a curated record. The coding region runs from base 1 to 495 and encodes 164 amino acids.